Symphalangus syndactylus (siamang) is the source of this 4716-nucleotide messenger RNA. Its product is annotated as fatty acid-binding protein 5-like. NCBI's taxonomy places the organism in Eukaryota, Metazoa, Chordata, Mammalia, Primates, Hylobatidae. The record is from RefSeq and is a predicted model, not a curated record. Gene Ontology annotation, molecular function: lipid binding.
UUUUUUUUUUUUUUUUUGAGACAGAGUCUCACUUUGUCUGUCGCCCAGGCUGGAGUGCAGUGGUGUGAUCUCGGCUCACUGCAAGCUCCGCCUCCUGGGUUCAUGCCAUUCUCCUGCAUCAGCCUCCCGAGUAGCUGGGACUACAGGCACCCGCCACCACACCCUACUAAUUUUCUUGUAUUUUUAGUAGAGACGGGGUUUCACCGUGUUAGCCAGGAUGGUCUUGAUAUCCUGACCUCGUGAUCCUCGUGAUUCACCCGCCUCCGCCUCCCAGAGUGCUGGGAUUAUAGGCGUGAGCCACCACACCUGGCCAACUAACUGCUUUUUUAAAUGAAAUUCCAUUUUUAUUUGAAGGGAGGACUGUAAUAAGCUGUGGCUAUCCAGAAAUUGGGUAUUUAGCAGAUACCUUCUUGAAAAUAAAGCAAGCCUUUUACUUCAAGGAAGUAGUGGAGAGCAUUUGUUGCCAGUGAUAAAAUUUGAGUUUGCAAGUGAAAAUCAGAAUUUUGGAAAACGUGUAUUUGCCACCAUGAGCUUGACAGCUUUUCAGUAUUUAAAAGCUUUAUGAGUAUAGUAAUGAUAUAUUUUUGAUAUUGUAUAAUGAAAUGUAUCUACAUUUGGAAGAUCUGCAUAACUCAAGGAACCAGUAUUUUCACAAAUGAUCAAUGUAUGAUGUUACAGCAAAAUCAUUCUUGGAUAAAAGAGAAAGACCAGUCACUUUUAAUGUAACAGAGUACAAAAUGGUCAUUGAUAUGGUUUCAGAUUUCACAUUGAGACUAACCCUUUAAGAAACUACCACUUGUCAAGUUUUGGUGUAACAUGGAAAAAGAAUAUUAACAACUAUCCCAAAAGACUAUUAAAAUACCACUCCUUUUUCAAAUUGGGUAUCUGUGUGAGGCAAAAUUUUAAAAAUGUACUUCCCCAAAUAGUGUAACAGUUUGCAUGCAGAAGCAGAUAUGAGAAUCCAGCUGUCUUCUGUUAAGCCAGACAUUAAAGAGAUUUGCCAAAAUGUAAAACAAUGCCACCUUCUUAUUUCUGUUUUGUUUUGGAAAACAUAGUUAUUUUUCAUAAAAGUAUGUUUAUUUCAUGUGUAAUGAGUUCAUGGAAUUUUAACAUGAAUUAAUACUUUAUAAAUUUUUCAGUUUUAAUUUCUGAUACAAUAAAGUACCCGUAAAUAUAGCCCACAUAACAAAAGCUCUUUGGGAUUCUUAAUUUUUGGGAGUAAAAAGGAGGGAUCUCAGGCAACCGAGAACUUUCUUUUUUUUUUUUUUUUUUUGAGACGGAGUCUCGCUCUGUCGCCCAGGCUGGAGUGCAGUGGCGCAAUCUCGGCUCACUGCAAGCUCCACCUCCCGGGUUCACGCCAUUCUCCUGCCUCAGCCUCUCCGAGUAGCUGGGACUACAGGCGCCCGCCACCACGCCCGGCUAAUUUUUUGUAUUUUUAGUAGAGACGGGGUUUCACCGUGGUCUCGAUCUCCUGACCUCGUGAUCCGCCCGCCUCGGCCUCCCAAAGUGCUGGGAUUACAAGCGUGAGCCACCGCGCCCGGCCCCAACCGAGAACUUUCAAACCACUGAUUAUAGCUUACAAUGGAUUGAAAUAAGCUGAUCCUCAUGAAAUACUUUAGUUUCUUAUUUGAAAAUCUUUAUAGAAACAACACAGAGGAAAAUACUUAAUUAGUCUCUACUUUCAUAAUGCUGAGUUAUAUUUAUUGGGCACUUAAUAAUGUGCCUGACACUGCACUGAACACCGUACCUAUAUUAUCUCCUCUAACCUUUAUCUUAUCCUGCAACGUAUAUAUUGCCUUAGUUUUACAAAUCAGAGGGCUAAGGCACUGGCGGGUCAGGUAAUUGGCCCAAGCUUAUUUUAGGGGUAAGUAGUAGAGCCAAGUUUUAGAUUUAGUUUAAGUUGAAAUUGAAAGCCUGAGCUUUUCAUCAUGAUGUUCUGCCUCACAGAACAGUUUGUAAGUCAGCACUGUGUCCGCACUACUAAUUGAUCCUUAGGGAAAAGUGCAGAAUGCCGUUGUCUGAAGAUUGUUGAUGCAAGGUUGAGCAGUGGCUGAAGAUCCUGCGCGUGUUAUCUUUUUAUCCCAGGUCAUGUAGUCGUGUACUGUUUUGUGGAACCAGAUCUUUAGAAGGUGGUUCUUUCAGAACUUCAGAACAGACCAUAACUGGAAGACUGUGGGCUUAGUUUCUUACGAUUACUAGUAGUUAGUAUGUGAAUCUAGCUCAAGGUUGGAGAGAUUUUCAGGAUGGCUGUAGUUCAGUUGUCAUUGCUUAUGCUAGUUCUUUCAUUUCAUUCAGGGGUAUAGAAACCUUAGAUUGUCUGAAAAUGUUAUUUUCAGGAGUUUUCCCAUUGGGAGACAAGGAGAUGGGGAUGGAGUUGAAGUCAGGUGAAGGUGAGGAGAAUAGCACUAUUGCUGUGACCCCUGGCUUUUGGGUUAUUGUGCUGCAAGCAUCAGGUGACUGAAAAAGCAAACAUGAAAGUACAGAUUCAGAGAGGGGAAGUGACUCGACCCAGGCACCCUGCACAGGAACAUGUGUCAUCACGGUUUCAGCUCCCGAUGGUGAGAUCACAGUGUGUUCUCAGGCCCUCGUUAGGAUUCUUAGCACAGCAGUUGUUUCUGCUUGGUGGGUUUGUUGAUUGAGAGCGCCUCAGAAGCAUUUAUAUUCACAGUAUCCCACAUGCCUAACUAACUCAACUUUAUAUUACAUAGACAGCUACUUUAAAAUUGUGUUGGUACAUGUAUUUUGAAAUUUAUAUGAACAGCUUUAUUUACAUUAUCCAUUAUACUCCUCUGUUAAAGAAUAUAUGUAUAUUUUAAUUAUACUUUAUUAUACUCAUUCACCUUUCAUUGUUUUCUCCAACCUUUUUUGCCACCUCAGUGGAAAUGGAAAUGAGAGUACCUGUUAUAGCCUGAAAAGCAGAGGAAAAAAGUGUAACUCUUUUUAAGGUUUUUCGUCAUGUUUAACUCACGUGUUAUUCCCAGAUUUUUCUCCAAUGUUCAUACUGUCUCUUGAAACCAGUCUUCCCUUUGUUCAGCACUAUUGUGGCCUGUGUAUAAUUGGUACUUGUCUUUCAGAUUUGUAUUCUGUAAACAGGCUUUGACGGGGCAAAUUUAAACUGUUGUAAAGAUUGCCUAUUCAUUUCUAAUACAUGUUUUGUGGUAGAAUUCAAUUGCUAAUCGUGUGAAGGGUUUUUGAAAAUGAGGAACAAACAAAAUGAGAACUUAUGAAUAGUAGCACAAUAAAAAAAAUAUACAAGAGGAAUAAGACCACCAUGCUUUCUUUUUUUCCUUCUGAACUAGUCAAUAGCUUUGUAUUCCAAUGAUCAUUAACAAGGUUUCUAUACAUACACAAAAAUGAGGGGUAGUGAGAUAUAGAUGAUGAUAUAGAGAAUGAAGAUGGGAAAAAAUCCUCUUGGUAUUAAUACAUGUGGUAUAGGUACAGAGUGUUCCCUUAUGUAUAUAAUUUGAAAAGGGUGAGGGAGCUCCAAAAUAAGAUAAGCAAGUUGGUGGACUACAUGUUUUGUUAAUUCUUAUGUCAGAGUGCCUUCUCCUGGUGUGGAUGCAUUUUUAAGAUGAAUGGUUAAUUUGUUCUUGUUUCUUUUUCAAAGUCUCUUUGAGCAAAUGACAAAUUGAGAUGUCGUAACGUUAAGGAGAGACCAUUGACAUUUGCCUGAUGCCUUCUCUUGUCUUAGCCUUUGCAUUGUAUUAGAGAAGUAUAUGACUGGAUGUGACUAAAAUGAUCUGGGAGGAGGGUUAGUAUUCUGUUUUCUAAAAUGGAUUCUGGGAUUGUUAUGUGCAAUUGGUGCUUUAGGAUAGGAGAAAAUCACCUAAGUGUAACUUCAGAGUGUGAGGAAGUGUGACCUGUCAACUGUUUUGGUUGGGUUUUCUGGUGUUGGAGUGGUUCGUUUCUUAAAUUUUGCUCUCAGGUUUGGGGGGUAGUGAAGUUACUCUGAAAAUUCAUAAUUUUUCUGUAAUUAGUAACAGCAUCCCAGGAGUUUCAGACAGAAAUGCCUUUAAAAAAAAAUGAGAUGUGACAGCACGCUGCCACACCGACGCAGACCCCGCUCUGCACGCCAGCUCGCCCGCACCCACCAUGGCCACAGUUCAGCAGCUGGAAGGAAGAUGGCACCUGGUGGACAGCAAAGGCUUUAAUGAAUACAUGAAGGAGCUAGGAGCGGGAAUAGCUUUGCGAAAAAUGGGCGCAAUGGCCAAGCCAGAUUGUAUCAUCACUUGUGAUGGCAAAAACCUCACCAUAAAAACCGAGAGCACUUUGAAAACAACACAGUUUUCUUGUACCCUGGGAGCGAAGUUUGAAGAAACCACAGCUGAUGGCAGAAAAACUCAGACUGUCUGCAACUUUACAGAUGGUGCAUUGGUUCAGCAUCAAGAGUGGGGUGGGAAGGAAAGCACAAUAACAAGAAAAUUGAAAGAUGGGAAAUUAGUGGUGGACUGUGUCAUGAACAGUGUCACCUGUACUCGAAUCUGUGAAAAAGUAGAAUAAAAAUUCAAUCAUCACUUUGGACAGGAGUUAAUUAAGAGAAUGACCAAGUUCAGUUCAAUGAGCAAAUCUCCAUACUGUUUGUCUUUUUUUUUUUUCAUUACUGUGUUCAGUUAUCUUUAUCACAAACAUUUCACAUGCAGCUAUUUCAAAGUGUGUUGGAUUAAUUAGGAUCAUCCCUUUGGUUAAUAAAUAAAUGUGUUUGUGCUAAUAAAAAAA